Messenger RNA from Diaporthe amygdali, 1998 nucleotides. RefSeq lists its product as uncharacterized. Gene Ontology annotation, cellular component: nucleus. The record is from RefSeq and is a predicted model, not a curated record. NCBI's taxonomy places the organism in Eukaryota, Fungi, Ascomycota, Sordariomycetes, Diaporthales, Diaporthaceae. The transcript is spliced from 4 exons. Gene Ontology annotation, biological process: positive regulation of transcription by RNA polymerase II. Gene Ontology annotation, molecular function: transcription cis-regulatory region binding; DNA-binding transcription factor activity. The coding region runs from base 1 to 1998 and encodes 665 amino acids.
AUGAGCGAUUACUACCACAACUUUCUGUCCUCGGUGUCAGGACUGGGGACUAACUCUAGCCUGAGUUCCCAAGAUGCAUCUCCUGUGCCUACUACUGCCUUCAGCUCUGGAGGCAAUAUGGAAACAAACACGUUCCAGAACAUGGCGUACUACCCUGGAUGCCGCAAAGGCACACGAGAUUGCGUGUACCCAGACACGCCAGCUUCAAAAUACUCUUCCUCUCAUGGGGUCAAAGAUGCGGACAGCAGUCGGCAAGCAAGCCCGACGUCUUCAAAUGAGGAGGACGACGAUGAUGUAGAUCAGGACACGAAAUUGAGCCCGAUCCCGGAUGAAGACGAAGAGGACUUAGCGAGCGUCUCUGAGCAAUCAAUGCGGUCCACAAAGAGCCUCCGGCACAUGAGUACGGCGUCGUCACUCAACUUGAAGCGACUGCUAACCCGAACUCGUCAGCCUUCUGAGACACCCUCUCAAGAAGGCAAUAAAGGCUCAUCGCCGACUCGGUCGAUCGGCACCGCCAGCAGCCUGACUCCGAUGAUGACACACUCACCAGACCUAUUGUUUAAUACCGUUCCAGAUUUGUCACAGCUCCCAGCUGAUUUGAGAUUUUACCUGGAAUACUUCCUCGAAAACAUAACGCAUUACCACUAUGGUGUGCACAGAGACUUUGGGAGUGUCUUUCGGACGACACUUGUCAGCUUGGCGCUCCGCAGCGAGCCCCUGCUUUAUGCUAUGAUUUCAUUUGCGGCAUACCAUCAGACGCUCAGAGAUCCGAAUGGGCAGCUGCCACAGUUUCUGAAAUAUUACAACAAAAGUGUCAUCCUGCUCCUUGACCUUCUCAAGAACGAGGACAGGCAUGAACUCGCGACACUUCUGACAAUUCUGCAGCUAGCUACAAUAGAGGAAUACCUUGGCGACUGGGUGAACCUGAUGGGGCAUCAGAAGGCAGCCCUCGAGAUCUUGAGCCAGCUUUUCACGCCUCAAUCUAUUGUGGAAACAUCAUUGAAUCGCACUAUUUUGUCAUGGUACAUACGUUUCGACAUCCUUGUUGGGUUAAUGGGAGGCUUCGUGACAAGUCUCCCACGAGACUGGUUCGUCACGUUCGACGAGUUCUGUCGAGCAAAAUUGGCGAGCGAACCCGACAACCUGGACUGGCUUUAUGAGAGGGCCGAGAAUCGUUUGCGUCUGAUAUGCCACGAUAUUUGCCUGCUUGUUGUCAGGCGCGCAAGGGACAACCUAACAGGGGCCUCUGCCACUGUGGAGCACGAGAAUGUCGCUCGACAAUUACGAGAGUGGAGGGAAACCCUCGAGCCCGCUCUCACUGACCCUACACGGCUGAUAGUAUCGUCCGCAUAUUCCUCCGACGAGUCCUUGAGUGCACGUCCCGCACUCUUGUACGACUCCCCUUUGACUUCCACGACACUGCUACUCUGCGAAUGGCAUGCCAUGGUGAUGAUGCAUCUUUACCAGGCCAGCCAGGACAGUCAAGGUCAAAUAUCGACAGGGCUGGGCAGUUUAUCACAGCAUGCCGAGGCAAUUAGCCAGAUAUUCAAUGCUGGCGAACAAUGGGCUUCAGGUCCAAAAGGCUUGCUCAUUAUGCUGCAUCCCUGCCUUACGAUUGCGUCCAUGUUUCUUCCGCCGAGCCCCGGCAGCAAUGUGUGGCUGAGGAAGAAGUUUGCAUUGCUGGAGAGCUCUGGCUAUAUAUUCCCCAUCACGGUGCGGACAAGAAUGGCAGAGCUCUUUCAAGACGAGACCGUCGUUCGAUGGUGGCUUCCAGAUGACCAUGGGUUCACACCGAUGUUGCAAAGCGUGCGGGCUUUCGCAGACGAGCGGAAUGCGGCGGCCACCUCCGCACAAUCCGAGAGCCUACAGGACAUGAAGAACGUGUUUGCCGCCCUGCAUUUGGGAGGCGACGCGACUCCUGUUGCGGGGACCGGGAGUGGCAUGCUUGGCUCUGGAAGGGUGGGAAAGGACAAAGGGAUCAAAACUCACAUGUCGUGA